Ectocarpus sp. CCAP 1310/34 is the source of this 237-nucleotide messenger RNA. Lineage: Eukaryota; Phaeophyceae; Ectocarpales; Ectocarpaceae. The record is from the annotation of a GenBank genome assembly.
AAAUCAAAGACAACAAGACAGAUGCCUUCCACCGCCACCCUCAACUACUUCGGAAUCCCCGGCCGGGGCGAGGCUACCCGCGUCGCGCUCGCCUACGCCGGGAGGGAUUUCGAGGACAACAGGAUGGAGUUCCCUGAGUACGGUGCCUCCAAGUGGGCGGGCAAGGGCCUGCCUGUCUUGGAGGUGCGGCAGACACUUGAGCUACAACUAAGACUGCUGUCGGUCGAGUGGACAUAG